AGAAAUAUUCCAUCGGCUGCCACCCCCUUUCUUUCUCGCGUUAACAGAAAGCAGAUCGCUGAGACAUCGGCCCUCGUCCAUCUCCGGCGAAUCAGAUGGCGUCACGCCUCGCCUCCCGCCUCCUCCUUCGCCGCCCCACCGCUACAAUGUGCAUUUUACGAAGUUGCAGCCAUGUCAGACAUUUCAGCACUCAGCUCCUCGAAGGUGUUCAUAAAUAUUCAAAGCCAACACGUGGACGCAAUUUCCUUCCAAAUUAUCAACUUUGGAGUAGAUCAUUUGCAUCAGAGAAUGGUGAUUUGGUUGAAGCUGUUGUGCCUUUUAUGGGUGAAUCAGUAACUGAUGGAACCCUUGCCAACUUCCUAAAGAAACCUGGAGACAGAGUUGAAGCUGAUGAGCCUAUAGCACAGAUUGAAACUGAUAAGGUUACAAUAGAUGUUUCCAGUCCAGAAGCCGGCGUUAUUGAAAAGUUCAUUGCUAGUGAAGGCGACACUGUUACUCCUGGUACAAAGGUUGCUGUCAUAUCUAAGUCUGCUAUUCCAAAUGAGGCCCAUGUUUCACCACCUGAAGAGGCCUCCCAGAAGGAGACCCCUCCACCACCUCCUGCAGAGAAAAACAAGGUUGAGGAGAAAUCACCAAAAGUAGAACCCGUCAAAAAGCAGGAGCCAAAAUUAACCAUGCCACCACUAAAAUCCUCCCCUUCAGAACCCCUGCUCCCUCCAAAGGAAAGAGAGAGACGGGUACCCAUGCCAAGACUCAGGAAGCGUAUUGCAAACCGUUUGAAGGAUUCGCAAAACACUUUUGCAAUGUUGACUACAUUCAACGAAGUGGACAUGACUAACAUGAUGAAGCUGCGUUCUGAUUACAAAGACAAGUUUGUUGAGAAGCACGGUGUCAAGUUGGGUCUGAUGUCCUGCUUUGUCAAGGCUUCUGUUUCUGCCCUCCAAAACCAGCCAGUUGUUAAUGCUGUCAUUGAUGGUGAUGACAUCAUAUACAGAGACUACAUUGACAUUAGUGUUGCCGUUGGCACUUCCAAGGGUCUUGUUGUGCCUGUCAUUCGCGAUACUGACAGGAUGAACUUCGCGGAUAUUGAGAAGGGGAUAAACAACCUUGCUAAGAAAGCAAAUGCGGGAGCACUUUCAAUUGAUGAGAUGGCAGGGGGGACCUUCACCAUCUCAAAUGGUGGUGUCUAUGGAAGCCUUAUAAGCACGCCGAUCAUCAACCCCCCACAGUCAGCAAUCCUCGGGAUGCAUUCCAUUGUUCAGCGCCCCAUGGUCGUGGAUGGCAAGAUUACUGCAAGACCAAUGAUGUACCUUGCAUUGACAUACGACCAUAGGUUGGUCGAUGGCAGAGAAGCUGUUCUCUUCCUGCGCCGCAUCAAGGAUGUGGUUGAAGAUCCGCGGAGGUUGCUCCUCGACAUAUAGUUUCUUGCAUCAUUGCUGGGCUGCAAUUGUUGUCCUGGUUUUCCAAAUAAUUGGAUGCAAAAAUUUUGACUCCUAUCAUUGCUAGCCGGCCUCAGAAUUGUAAAAGAGAGCGCAGCAGAAACUUUGUUCAUUUUCUCCUCCAGAUAUUACUAGUUGGGAUGUAGUUCCCUGAGCACGUUCUCGUUUCACAAGAGCAAAUGAAGAUUUCUCGGUAUCUCACCUUU
Messenger RNA from Setaria italica (foxtail millet), 1645 nucleotides. RefSeq names its product dihydrolipoyllysine-residue succinyltransferase component of 2-oxoglutarate dehydrogenase complex 1, mitochondrial. Gene Ontology annotation, biological process: tricarboxylic acid cycle. Gene Ontology annotation, molecular function: dihydrolipoyllysine-residue succinyltransferase activity. Lineage: Eukaryota; Viridiplantae; Streptophyta; Magnoliopsida; Poales; Poaceae. The transcript has 13 exons. Gene Ontology annotation, cellular component: oxoglutarate dehydrogenase complex. Bases 96 to 1421 code for a protein of 441 amino acids. The record is from RefSeq and is a predicted model, not a curated record.